Raphanus sativus (radish) is the source of this 593-nucleotide messenger RNA. RefSeq names its product major oleosin NAP-II. Bases 66 to 461 code for a protein of 131 amino acids. NCBI's taxonomy places the organism in Eukaryota, Viridiplantae, Streptophyta, Magnoliopsida, Brassicales, Brassicaceae. Gene Ontology annotation, cellular component: monolayer-surrounded lipid storage body; membrane. The transcript has a single exon. The record is from RefSeq and is a predicted model, not a curated record. Gene Ontology annotation, biological process: lipid storage.
CCCCCUUUCUUCUUAUAGAGCCAUGCUAAAAACUGCGAAGUUCUCUUGCUGAGACCACUACAGCUAUGGAGAAUCGUGAAGGAAGUAGAAGAGAUAUAGCCAGAAUCGAUGGAGAGGAAACAACUGGUUCUUCGGUAGUGUUUGCAACCGUAGCAGCCCUGGCAGUUGUCGUACCGCUUGUGGGUCUGAUGAGUUUCAGCCUCGUCGCGACUAUGACGGUGUUUCUUAUCGUUUCUCCAUUGAUGGUGAUAUUUGCUCCGGUGUUGAUGGCAACGGCGGCGAUUCUUGUGGCGGCUAUGGUGGGUGUUGGGGUGGCUGCAGUCAUGUGGUUAGCAGGGAUCGCCGCUUUGGUUUGUUGUGGACGAGAGAUUGGUGUUGGAACAGGAGUGGCUGAGAGGAUGGUUGAGUCGGUGGUAAGAGAGUUGGGUUACGGUCGGAGUCGUUACUUGCGAUACAAGUGAGAUGAUGGCUCUGCUUCCUUUUCUCAGGGUUUACUUUUGUUCCUUUUUCAACGUUUCUUGAUGUGUACUAUUAAUGUAUUCCUUUCUGUCUCAUGAUUCAUGAAUUUGUUGAAGAAUAUGGUUGUGAAUGAA